Lottia gigantea (owl limpet) is the source of this 3390-nucleotide messenger RNA. RefSeq lists its product as hypothetical. Gene Ontology annotation, biological process: signal transduction. The transcript has 20 exons. Bases 1 to 3390 code for a protein of 1129 amino acids. Lineage: Eukaryota; Metazoa; Mollusca; Gastropoda; Lottiidae. Gene Ontology annotation, molecular function: protein binding. The record is from RefSeq and is a predicted model, not a curated record.
AUGGCUAAGAGAAAUCACACUCUAUGGUUAAGAGAAAUCACUAAGAGAAAUCACACGCUAUGGCUAAGAAAAAUCACUCUAUGGCUAAGAGAAAUCUCACUGUAUGAUAUAGCCCCAAAAGAAAUCCAGGCUCGAGGUCAGAAUGCUAUGCAAGCUUACCAUACAGCAUGUACAUCUGGUACUCAGCCUGUCUAUAGAUCACGCUUGAUGUUAGUUGGUAAAGAUCGUGUGGGUAAAACAAGUCUAAAAAGAGCUCUUACAGGAUUGAGUCAUAAUAAAGAAGAAAAGUCAACAAAUGGUAUUGACCUCUCAUCAUCCUGUUCCUUUAAUUUAAAUAAUCGUUCAUCAUGGAAACUAGCAUUAAAAGGAGAUAAUCUCAAUGAUACUGAUUCUCAACAAACUUCAGAAAGUUUAGGAAGUAAGGCUUGGUUAGAAGAAGAAUAUAAUCAAGCUUUAGCCAAUAAUAUUGUACAAGAGAUACUUUCUUCAAAGUAUCAGACUGGUACUACAACUGUAAAAUCAACCAAGAGUCCUGUUAGAUCUCCAAAGCAUAGAAAUAGAAACAGCCCUACACGGAGAAAAUCAACUCAGUCAUUACAUCGUCAAUCUCUUACGAAAACAGAUUUCAAACAAGUGCCCCCUGAUUUGAUCAGCAAUGUUCCUGAUCAUAUUACUCAAUUAGUCCAAAAAUUACUGGACAAUCAUUCUACUGGUCUAAUUUCAUCACCCAGACAUCCAACAACUAAUAGAUUGAAUAAUACUGUUGUUUUAAAUAUUUGGGAUUUUGCUGGACAGGCUGUAUAUUAUACAACACAUCAGGUGUUUUUAACAUCAAGAGCUGUUUAUGUUAUAGUGUUUAAUUUGUGUGAUGAUUUGACUGGAAAGGAAAAGGAAUCUCAAGAGAAGGUUGAAGAAAGUGAAGAUCUAUCUACACUAGAGUAUAUGGAUUUUUGGAUGCGUUCUAUACAUGCCCAUGCUGCUGAGAAUACUGUAGACAGUGUUGAUAAUAUGAAGUUAUCUCCCCCUAUAUUUAUAGUUGGUACACAUCGUGAUAGUCUAGAUCCUGAUUAUGACACACAGAAAUUACUGAUAGAAGAGAAGUUUAAUACAAUAAAAGAGUUCAUAAUUGGAAAACCUUACACACAGCAUAUUGUUACACCUUUCUUUGCUGUAGAAAAUGAUUUAAAUUCUACAGAAGAAGAUGAUGACAUUGAUUAUUUACGAAGUGAAAUAGAGAAGAUUGCCGGUAGAGAAUAUUAUAUGGGAGAACAAAUGCCUAUAAAAUGGUUAAAAUUUGAACAAGAAAUAACAAGACUUGCUGAUGAAGGGACAUAUUAUGCUACAUAUGAUCAGGUGUGUGAAAUAGGUAAUAAUAAUGGUAUCACAGAUGAAUCAGAAUUAAAAACAGUAUUAGAAUUCUACCACGAUUUAGGUGUUAUAGUAUAUUAUGGUUCAUCCAGCUUAGCUGAUAAUUUAUUACGUAAUACUGUUAUUUUGAAACCACAAUGGUUAAUUGAUAUGUUUCGUAGGUUUAUUCUAAAUAAAUCUUCUCAUGACCAGUGGAAUCUUUUGGAAGAUAAGUGGAAGAGAUUGGAAAAUGUAUGUAUUAUUGAAGAACCAUUAAUAGAUCAACUAUGGCAUGAUGCCUUAUCACAGAAAUAUAUGUUACUAGGUCUUAUGGAGAAAUUUGAUUUAAUUUGUGUUAGAAUUCCACCACAAGGACAGUCUCAUCGUGAAGAAUACAGAACAUAUUAUGUACCAAUGAGAUUACGCAGUUCUAAACAAACAGAACAAUGUUUAUAUUCUAAGAAUAUACAUAAUGUUACUUUUUAUCUUGAUUUUAAUGGUUUUUUACCUGAUGGAUUAUUUUAUCGUAUAUUAACAAGAGCUACUAGAUGGAGUCAAGAUAAUGGUGGACGAGACCCAUAUUUAUUUAAACAUUCUGCCAGAUUUUAUGUUGACUCUGAACAUGAUUUUGUAUUAGAAAUGUCACCUAAAGAACAUAAUAUUAAGGUUAUUGUUAUUAGAGAAGUUGAUUUAUCCAAUGAAUUAACCACUACUACCCUUUCAAUGCCAUCAGUCUGUGCUAAGGUUCGAAACUUUCUGGAAUCAACCCUGUGUGAUUUACGUGCUAUGUGGAUGAAAAGAAUCGCCUACAAAACUUGUGUUGUUUGUCCAUGUGAGAAGAAAUGUCUGAUACAUGAUCAGUUAUAUUGUCCUCAUCAUACCUGCCAACAUUUCCUAGAUUUAGAUGAAUGUCUCACCAAUAAGAUUGUUUGUUGUGAUCAUCGAAGAAUAAAAACUGAACAAUAUCAAAAAUGGUUUCCAUCAUCAACUCACAGUGAAUUUAAAGCUCCUAUAUUAUCUGUUAAAUCAUUGGAAGAUGUUGGAACCAAUAUUGAAAGAAAUGCUCCUGAUUUGCCUAAAUGGUUAAAAGGUGCUGCUAAAUUACUGAAUGGAGGUGCUGAAAAUCAAGACUGGAUGGCGUUAUCCAGAACUAUGGGUUAUAAAUCAUUAAAGAUUGACAAGUUUAAUGAUGAUUUGAAUCCAGCCUUAGCUUUACUCAGUGAUUGGAUAGUGACUAGUGGUAAUACAGCCCUAUCAAUUGAUAUGUUAUUAUUAUAUUUACAUCAAUUACAACGAUUUGACAUUGUCGAAGUUAUUAAUAGUGCUAAAGAUAUUAAAGAAAGUUGUGAAGUAUUUUUGAGUUAUCAAUGGGAUAAUCAAGAUGAGGUUCAGAAGUUAAGAGAUUAUUUAGAAAGAUCAGGGUAUUCAUGUUGGAUGGAUAUUGGACAAAUGGGUGGUGGCGAUUUUCUAAAUGCUAAAAUUGAUGAAGGCAUUAGAAAUGCCAAGGUGGUUAUAGCAUGUUUAACUCCAAAGUAUAUAGUAUCACAUCUUUGUAACAGAGAACUGAGUUUAGCUGAUGUUUUACAGAAGCCUAUUAUUCCAGUAUUAUUUGAUCCUGUUAUCUGGCCACCUCCAGGAGGACUGGCUGUUAUUCUCUCACAACUUGUUUAUAUUGAUUUAAAAGGUGUUGGUGGUCAUGGUGGAACUGGUAUCCAUGGUGAUAUAGAUGAUAAAUACAGGGAGAUAAUUCAGCAUGUUUCACUUUAUGCUUCACCUACAAUUAAAACACCAUUUAAAGAAUCUCUGGUAGUAAGUGAUGAAACUGUGAUUGAAAAACAUGAUGAGAGUCAAUCAUUAUCCCAUAGUUCUAGUUUAAGUUCAUUCUCUGAUCAUGAUGUGUUACACAGUACAUUUUCUGAUGUUGGUGUUUCUCGACCGCAGUUGACAGUGACUCCAAAUCGUGUCAGGAGUCAACGUUCAUCAGUAGUACCAACUGCCAGUACUGCACAAGUGACAAAGUGUGCUGUGUGUGUUCUGCUUUAA